Gongylonema pulchrum is the source of this 276-nucleotide messenger RNA. The record is from the annotation of a GenBank genome assembly. Lineage: Eukaryota; Metazoa; Nematoda; Chromadorea; Rhabditida; Gongylonematidae.
AUGUUUGUGCAUCAGCUGCGUCAAAACAGAGUGACGAUGUGCGACAAACGUCUGCUUCUAAAUGUGCUUCCGGAUAAUAUAAGUUGGAGCCGUUUCAUAUGGGCUUGGCACGUAGUCAAUACCAGAUGUAUUUAUCGGGAAAAUAAAUUUCACCCAUUGGUUGAUAACAGUCAAGGAGACGCACUCGCAAUUGUACCUCUGAUUGACAUGCUUAAUCACAGCAAUGAAAAUCAGGUUUGUGCUGUCCUCUGGAUGUACCAGCCUGUGAUUAUAUAA